AUGCUCGCAUCGAGCCUCCUGAUUGGCCUGCUUGGGAUGCUAUUGCCGUCACUCACUCUGGGAAAGCCUAUGCGGCGGGCCAUGCAGCCCUCCGUUGGGUUCACGCUUGUGGGGCCCGCAUCUCCUGACACCGUCCUUUCUCUUCGUAUUUCGCUCGUUCAAAACAACUAUACUGGACUUAUAGAUGCGCUGUACGAUGUCAGCACGCCCUUCAGCGCGAACUAUGGCGCGUAUCUUAGCAAGGAACAAGUUGGGGCGUACAUGGCACCGGCAGCGGAGAGCACCUCGGCCGUGAAUACCUGGCUCAGCGAGAACGGAUUACAAGCGAGGAACAUUUCUGGAGCUGGCGACUGGCUCUCCGUGCAGAUACCUGUUAGCACGGCCAACGAUUUGUUAGACGCGAACUUCUCUACGGUGCGCAGGCUCGCCUACUCGAUUCCUUUGGAUUUCGCAGACCACAUUGACCUCAUACACCCUACUGUAUCGUUCCCGAACGCGUAUGGACAUGUGCCUGCCCUGCAAACGUCCUUUUCCUCAACUCCAGUUGAGAAUGCCGAUACAGGCCCGUGCAACAUCAGUCUCGUCACCCCCACGUGCCUGCAGUGGUUGUAUGGCAUCCCUGCUACACCCGCGACGAGCCACGGGAAUGGUCUGAUUGUAUCGGGACUCGUCGAAGACUGGCCGCAAGAGGCGGAUCUCAAAGCAUUCUUGACUGAAUAUCGUCCUGACAUGGAUCCUGCGACGGCAUGGACGCUUGUCUCGCUGGACAACGGCACGGAUCCUCAAGAGGCUGAAGAUGCAGGCAUGAAAGCGAACCUCGACGUCCAGUAUACUAUGGGGAUCGCAACGGACGUGCCCGUAACUUUCAUCACUGCCGGCAAUGACGAUAAUCCCACGAGCGACAAGUUCGCAGAGGUCAUCCUCGACACGGCCACCUAUAUUCUGGGGCUUCCAUCGCCUCCACAGGUGAUUACAACGAGCUACGGAGACGACGAAGACAACGUUUCCGAGAAACUCUCAAACAAAUUGUGCAGCGCCCUUGCAGCCUUGGGGGCGCGCGGCAUCUCCGUAAUCUGGAUCUCUGGUGACGGUGGUGUGUCUGGUCUGCACUGGCCGGAGGAGACAUGCACGACGUUCAUCCCGACAUUCCCAUCUGGAUGCCCCUACCUCACCUCCGUGGGCGGAACGUAUCUCAUCCCCGAGCAAGCCGUCAAUUUCUCCAGCGGUGGCUUCUCCAACUACUUCGCGCGGCCCGCCUACCAAGACGCCGCCUACCUCGACUACCUCGGCGACACCAACGCGGGCCUGUUCAACUCAACCGGGCGCGCGUACCCGGACGUCGCGGCGUAUGCAUCGCACUUCGCGUACAUCAACGCGGGCGAGGAGACGCCGGGGAGCGGGACGAGCGCCGCGGCGCCGCUCUUCGCGAGUGUGAUCUCGCUGCUGAACGACGAGCUCCUCGCGGCGGGCCGCUCGCCGCUGGGGUUUUUGAACCCGUGGUUGUACUCGACGGGAAUAUCGGCGCUGAACGAUAUCACAGUUGGGAAUAACUACGCCUGCUCGGACUUCACUACGGGGUUCAACGCCUCGGCUGGAUGGGACCCGGUGACGGGGUUGGGCACCCCGAACUACCCAAAGCUGAAAGCGGCGCUGGGCUUAUAG
Messenger RNA from Rhodofomes roseus, 1662 nucleotides. RefSeq names its product family S53 protease. Gene Ontology annotation, molecular function: serine-type endopeptidase activity; tripeptidyl-peptidase activity. NCBI's taxonomy places the organism in Eukaryota, Fungi, Basidiomycota, Agaricomycetes, Polyporales, Fomitopsidaceae. The record is from RefSeq and is a predicted model, not a curated record. The transcript is spliced from 11 exons. The coding region runs from base 1 to 1662 and encodes 553 amino acids. Gene Ontology annotation, biological process: proteolysis.